AUGCACGCCCAGUCCCGCCCCACCAACUUCUAUGAUCCGAAUGCUAAAGAAAUCGUCCAAGUCGGGAUCAAUGUCCAGCUUUGUAAGCGGCUCAUGCUUGUCUGGCUCCAUGGAGUGAACCGAUGUGCGAUUAUGCAUUGGAAGACUGUCGAUUGUGAUUUCAUCAAGGUCGGAUCUAUCAUCGAAAUCGCGGUUAAACCGAUCGAACUGAGAGAGGAGACAUUCUGGGCUCCAUACGAAGUAACCAAAUGCAUCAAAGUCCUGGAGACUGUAAAAAACGAGGUCAAAAUUCAAGACUACACGUGCUUCGCCUUGUACGAAGUGGACUUCGCAAACAGGAACCCAAUGUUUGAUGACUAUUCCGCAAUCUCCGGAAAUUACAUCCUCGAUUCGGAAAUUGGAAAUGUUCUUUUGGAAAGAACGGCGAAGAGUGACGAAGGUAUCCACGCUUCCAAAAAGAUCAUCGAGGAUCACAACGGUAAAAAUGGGCCGUCAAAGGUAGUCGGAUGGUUCAAAUACGUCCGCUGCCUUGUCCCCGCCGCCAUGAUCCAACAAGGAUGUGAUGUUCGCGAAGAAGUCUACAGUUACGUCUGGAGAAUGGAAGAAGUUCUUGGAACCAUGGCAGCCUACAAAGCCAAACAGUCAAGGAUUCUAAGUGAAACCAUUCCAGCCGAGAAACUCCCAGAUUGGACUAAGGAGGAUGACGUGGCGCGUCAAAAACGCCAAGCUCGACUUGAGUUCGAAGCAAACCAAACAAAAGCCCAAGCGGGUCCACCAUCGGCUGUCUCCGGCUCAACCUUCUCUGAUUCGGUCUUUCCACACGAAACCACCCGUCAGCCGGCACCUGCCCCAGUCUACAACUUGCCUCCUGGUGCUCCAGUCCUACCAAACUUCGGAUACGAUGUGUAUGGUACUGCACGUCCUUCGACUGAAGGAUUGUUCCACCGCGCCCGUCAAACUGCUCAGGAACAAGCUGAAUUUGCUCAACAAGCAGCUCGAGAAGCUGAACAACAAGCUGAACUACGUGCUCGACAACAAGCAGAACAGCAAGCUCAACUACGAGCUCAACAACAAGCUGAUCGAGCUCAACAAGCUGCUCGAGAAGCUGAGCAUCAUGCUCAACAACGAGCUCAACAAGCAGCUCGAGAAGCUGAGCUUCAAGCUCAACAACGAGCUCAACAACAAGCUCAACAUGCUAAUCACUCCGCUUUCUCUGCUUACGGAGCAGCCGGACCGGUUGGAAAUGGUCCUUACAGUGCCCCAUCGCUUGGAAAUGGCCAGUAUGCUCCUUCUGUUGCCUCGUCGCGUGGAACUGACCAGUAUGGACCUUCUGCUGCCCCACCAGCACCACAAAGCAAUUCUGGAGCUUUUGGAUUUGGUUACGCCGGACAGCCAGCUGCUCCAAGUCACAUGCCGCCCCACCGCCAGAUCACUAUCGAGGAAUUGGCCAAGAAACUCGAUGAUCUCACGGCGUAUGUCUACCGACAGGACCGUGAGAAGGAAGCUCUUCAUUCGGAGAAGGAGGCUCUUCAUCAGACGAACUGCCACCUGAGAAACGGAUUAGCCAAAAUCAUCUUUGCUGCCGAAUCGAUGAUUGACAUUCCAAAAGUCAAGGCGCAAAUGAAGAUUCAAGACAUUGAUACUUUCAAUGUGCUUGAGGAUGCGAUCGCUGAGGUCAAGGCAGCAUCUAGUGAUCAACAAUUUCGUCCACGUGGAUACUGA
Caenorhabditis remanei is the source of this 1722-nucleotide messenger RNA. RefSeq lists its product as uncharacterized. Lineage: Eukaryota; Metazoa; Nematoda; Chromadorea; Rhabditida; Rhabditidae. The transcript has 6 exons. Bases 1 to 1722 code for a protein of 573 amino acids. The record is from RefSeq and is a predicted model, not a curated record.